Molecule: messenger RNA, 1569 nt
Organism: Diabrotica balteata
Lineage: Eukaryota; Metazoa; Arthropoda; Insecta; Coleoptera; Chrysomelidae
Source: the annotation of a GenBank genome assembly
CUACAGUUUUUAUUUAAUAUUCUAAUUAUUUACUUCGGUCAUUAACACCAAAACAUUUUAAUAAAAAUUACUUCUUGCUUGUUUCAGUACUACAAUAUGGGCUGCUGUCGGUGUUCGACAUCUUGUAAAAAAUGGACAACUUUUGGUGUCGCUGCCGCGUUUAUAAUCUUCGGUUUGUUUUUUUCAAUAUUUUGGGCCAUGAUUGUCAAGAAAAUCCUUAAUUAUGAACUUGGUUUAUCCUCAACAGAGACUAAUGCCUUCGGUAUGUGGAAGGAAACACCAAUACCGAUCUAUCUGUCAUUUUAUUUUUUCAAUUGGACUAACGCCGAAGAAUACCAAAGGAAUUCCUCUAUCAAGCCGAGUUUUGUUGAAUUGGGGCCUUAUACUUACCACGAACAUCAUGUAAGGGACAAUAUUACAAUUAAUGAUAAUUCCACAAUAUCCUUUUACAACAGAAGGACAUGGACGUUUGUACCAGACAAAUCUGUGGGAAAACUGACUGAUCAAAUUACGACUUUCAAUCCUGUUGUGGCAUCGAUAGCCAGCUUAGUUAAGGACAAAAACUACAUAGUACUUAUAGGAGUAGACUUUUUCUUGGAGGAAUACAAGAUCAAUUUGACGGUUACCAAAACUGUAGAAGAAUUCACGUUUGAAGGUUACGAAGAUGAUUUGCUUAACCUAGUCCAAAAAUUAAAUAUAACUGGUUUAAACAUACCCUUUAAGAAAUUUGGAUGGUUUGUAGAUAGAAACGACUCAGCUCCAUACGAUGGAAUGUGGAACAUGGACAAUGGAGCUAAUUCAAUUAAUACUCUAGGUCUUGUUAGAAAUUGGAAUUAUCAAUCUCACGUGCCUUAUUAUGAAGGGACAUGUGGAGACGUCGAAGGUACUCAAGGGGAACUGUGGUAUCCCCCUCACGACCAAAAAUCUGUUAAAAUUUUUUCAAACGAUUUGUGUAGUUCAAUCGAAUUAGAUUGGAACGGCGACUAUACACUCCAUGGAAUGAAAGGGCAUAAAUUUGUUGGAAACGAUAAAACUUUCGAUAAUGGCACCAAGUAUCCUCAAAUGGGUUGUUUCAAGGGUAAAGGAGUCACUCACCAGCUCUCAGGUGUCAGAAAUGUCUCACUUUGCAAAUAUGGAGCUCCAGCUUUUGUUUCAUUCCCUCACUUCUAUGAAGCAGAUCCCGCCUUUUUAGCAGAUGUCGACGGUUUAGAACCAAAUAAGGAGAAACACGAAAUGUUCUUAGCUUUAGAACCAGAAACUGGACUACCCCUUUCUGUCAGAGCCCAGAUUCAACUGAACCUGAAGAUGGAAAAAGUGAAACACAUUAAAAUUCUAGAAAAUGUUAAAUCGACAGUUAUGCCCAUGUUUUGGUUUUCUCAACAAGCCGAUCUUACCAGUGAUUUGGCCGAUUCGGUUAAAAAUGUUUUGUUACUGAGCCCUAUCGGUGCUUACACAGGAUAUGGUCUUCUAGGCAUAGGAGUUCUCAUUACUAUCAUUGGACUGGUGAUAACCUACAGGAAAGGCUGGCACGACAGUGAGAACGAACUGCUACUAAAUUCAAAUACAUAA